CAUGUAUAAAGAAUCGAACCAGUUGACCUUAGUGCAGUAGCUACAGUCACUUUCUGAAUUUUCCACUUCUACUACAAUCUCAUCACUCAAUUAUCUUAUGGCGGCCGCUGUUGUUGGUGAAGCUUUUCUCUCUGCUUUCAUUGAAGUUGUCCUUGACAGACUUGCUUCUCAUCAGGUUGUUGACUUGAUCCGUGGGAAGAAACUUGACGUCAAUUUGGUUCAACGGUUGAAGAACACUCUUUAUGCUGUUGAAGCCGUGCUCAACGAUGCUGAACAGAAGCAGAUUCAUGACUCUGCUGUUAACAAAUGGCUUGAUGAUCUCAAAGAUGCUCUCUAUCUUGCUGAUGACAUUCUCGAUCACAUCUCUACCAAAGCUGCUCUUUCCAACAAGAACAACCAGGUCAGUACUGUUAACUACUUCUCUCGCUUUUUCAACUCUGAGGAAAGGGAUAUGGUUUGUAAGCUGGAAGAUAUAGUUGCUAAGAUUGAAUACAUUCUCAAUUUCAAAGAUAUUCUUGGCCUUCAACAUAUUGCAACUCAUCACUCAUCCUGGAGAUCUCCAUCAACCUCUUUACAAGACAGAUCUAACAUAUUUGGUAGGGAUCAAGACAAAGAGGCCAUACUCAAAUUACUGUUAGAUGAUGAUGAUGAUGAUCAUAAGGAUGAGAUUUCUGUGAUCCCUAUAGUUGGUAUGGGUGGAGUGGGAAAAACUACUUUAGCUCAAUCUGUGUACAACCAUGACACUAUAAAGCAGAAAUUCAAUGUUCGAGCAUGGGCUUGUGUUUCUGAUCAUUUUGAUGAAUUGAAUGUUGCAAAGGCCAUCUUGGAGUCAAUUGUGGGGUAUGCUUGUAGCACAGAUAACAAAGAGUUGCUUCAUCGUGAUUUGAAGGAAAACCUGGCUGGAAAAAAGUUCUUAAUUGUUUUGGAUGAUGUAUGGACCGAGGAUUAUCACGGCUGGAAUUCUCUUUUAAGGCCUCUUCAAUAUGGAGCUAAAGGAAGUAGAAUUCUUGUAACAACCCGUAUCCAAAAAGUUGCUUCUAUGGUACAAACUAAACAAGAUUACUCUCUUGAGAAAUUGUCUGAUGAAGAUUGUUGGUCAGUGUUUGCAAACCAUGCAUGCCUUUCUCUAAAAGAAUUCAGUGAGAAUAAGAAUCUCCAUAGAAUUGGCAAAGAGAUUGUUAGAAAAUGCAAGGGAUUGCCUUUAGCAGCACAAUCACUUGGGGGCUUGUUGCGAAGUAAACGGGACAUCAAGGAUUGGGAUGAUAUACUAAGUAGUAACAUUUGGGAAAAUGAGAGUAAUAUCAUUCCAGCUCUAAGAAUUAGUUAUCAUUAUCUCCCUCCUUAUUUGAAACGCUGCUUUGUUUAUUGUUCCUUGUAUCCUAAGGAUUAUGAAUUUGAAAAAGAUGAACUGGUUUUGUUGUGGAUGGCCGAGGAUCUUUUACAUCCUUCAGAAAAUAACAAGACUUUAGAAGAAGUUGGUCAUGGGUAUUUUAAUGACUUAGCUUCUAGAUCAUUUUUUCAACGUUCGGGAAAUGGGAACAGCUACCAGCAUUUUGUGAUGCAUGAUCUGGUGCAUGACUUAGCAAUAUUGCUCGGUGGAGAUUUCUAUUUUAGAACAGAAAAACUUGGGAAAGAAUCGAAGAUUGGCACCAUGACCCGUCAUUUAUCAUUUAGAAGCUUCAGUGGUCCAGUCUUGGAAAACUUUGAUAUUUUUGGCCGAGCAAAACAUCUUAGGACAUUUUUGACAAACAAUUUUAAACUCCCUUCUUCCAAUAUCGAAAAGGCAUCAUGCAUCAUUUUAUCCACAUUGAAGAGCUUGAGAGUUUUGUCAUUUCACUACUCUCCAUAUCUUGAUGCAUUGCCCGAUUCGAUAUGUGAACUGAUCCAUUUGCGUUACUUGGAUCUCUCUUCCACGACAAUUAAAACAUUACCAGAGUCACUGUGUAAUUUGUAUAAUCUACAAACGUUGAGGUUGUGCAAUUGUCUUGAACUAACCUUGCUUCCCAAUGAUAUGCAAAAUCUUGUAAAUUUGCGCCAUCUUGAUAUCCGUGGAAGUGAUAAGUUAGAAGAAAUGCCUGUUAGAAUGAGCAAAUUAAAUCAUUUGCAUUAUUUGAGUUAUUUUGUUGUGGGAAAACAUGAAGAGAAAGGGAUCAAGGAACUGGGGACACUUUCAAAUCUUCACGGAUCACUUUCCAUUAAGAAAUUAGAGAAUGUUACCAACAGCUUUGAAGCAUCAAAGGCAAAGAUAAUGGAUAAGAAGUACCUUGAAGAAUUAUCGUAUGUAUGGUCUCAAGAUGCAAAGGACGAUUUUAAGAAUUCACAAAGCGAGAUGGAUAUACUUGGCAAUUUACAACCUACCAAGAACCUGAAAAGGCUACAUAUUGAUGGAUACAGGGGCACAAAAUUUCCAGAAUGGGUUGCAGAUCCUUCCUACCACAAUUUGACUGAGUUAUCUUUCUAUAAUUGUCAUAAUUGUUGCAUCCUGCCCCCACUAGAACAACUUCGCUGUCUUAAGAAUUUGAGAAUCAGUAAAAUGAAUAUGAUGAUGGAGAUUAUUGGAUCUGAAUAUAGUGAUUCUUUUUCGGAGACACUUUUUCCUUCCCUUGAAUAUCUUGAGUUCCAUGACAUGCCUUGUUGGGAAGUGUGGCAUCAUCCCCAUGAAUCAUAUGCUCCCUUCCCUGUAUUGAAGACCCUUUUGAUUAUUGAUUGUCCUAUGUUACGGGGAAAUUUGCCAUCUCAUCUUCCUGCUUUGAAAGUACUUGUGAUUGAACGAUGCUACCAACUUGCUUCUUCUCUCCCGAGGUCCCUUGUCAUAACUACACUAGUGGUGUGUGCAAGCAAUAAAGUAGCACUACCAGAGCUGCUACCACUUUCAUUAACAGAGUUAAAAACUCAAGGAAGAGCGGUAAUAGAGUCCGUGUUUGAAGCCUUCAGAGUCUCCGUACCAACUUCUCUUCAAGAUUUAGACAUUGAGGAUUGUUCAUCUGCAAUAUCAUUUCCGAGAGAUUGUUUGCCCGCAUCCUUGAAGCGCCUAACUAUCAAGAAUUGUGAAAAUCUAGAUUUCCCAAUGCAAAACCACCAACUCGAGUCACUUGUGUAUUUGUAUAUAAAAAGGAGUUGUGAUUCUCUUAGAAACCUCCCAUUGGAAACCUUUCCAAAUCUUCAAUAUCUGGGUAUCAAAAACUGUGAAAACAUAGAAUAUCUUUCCACUUUGAAGAAUCUUCAAAAUCUCGUUGAUAUUGGUAUUAGAGACUACCCCAAUUUUGUACCAUUCCUAGAAGAGGGGUUGUCUGCCCCAAACUUGAAUACACUGCAUGUCUCCUGCUGCGUUAAUUUAAAGUCACUUCCUUGUCACAUAGAUACUCUUUUCCCAAUGUUAGAAAAUGUGACAAUAGAAGAUUGCCCAGAAAUUGAGACUUUUCCUGAAGGGGGUAUGCCGCCUAGCUUGAGAAAACUUCAGAUCUUGAAUUGUGAAAAAUUAUUGAGGAACCCAUCGCUAACUUUGUUGGACAUGCUUACCCAUCUUUCCAUUACUGAUGGUGCUGAGUCCUUCCCCAAGGAGGGUUUUGCGUUGCUACCUCCAUCCAUUACCUCUCUUAAGCUAUGGAGUAUGUCAAAUUUGCACACUGUUGAGUGUAGGGGGAUUCUCCAUCUCACGUCCCUCAUAAAGUUAAAAGUUAUAAACUGCCCCAAGCUGGAGAAUAUGGCGGGAGAUAGACUACCUGCUUCUCUGCUAAAAAUUCGAAUCUAUGAAUGUCCUCUGCUGGAAGAACGGUGCCGCAUGAAACACCCGCAAAUUUGGCCCAAACUUUUUCACAUUCCGGACAUUAAGCUUGAACUUGGAUUUUAAAUGGUUUGCUGUACGAGGUCGUAUGGGUGCAUGUUUGUAAACAAGGUCGUUUGGGUGCUGAUUCACAACAAGUGUUUUUUCACAUUUUCAGAUAUUGAAACAACUAACUCCCUUGAUGAUUAAGCUGGGAAUAUUGAUCAUGUGCUGACAUUGAUUUGUACAACCACAUGACAUAAGUUCUUGAACUUUCCUUCUAAUGCAAUAGGCUCUACAACUUGUGAGAUGAUUCAAAUUGAGGUGUUUCGUACAAGCCUUAUUUUGGACAGCUGCUGGGAUAUGUGGCUGAACAGUGAACACUCCUACAAGGAAGAUCUAAACUGGAUGGCUCCAUAGGAGUUAGCAAAGAUGCAAAGAUCUGCCACUUUUUUCACAGGCCCUUUUCAGCAUACACAAUAGAAGCAAGGAAAAGAAGAAAGGUUUGCACCAAUGAACAAGGAAGUGAAACAAGAUGGCACAAGAUGGGGAGAACUAAAAAAUUGUGUUAAUGGUGUUGUGUUGAAGGGUUUCAAAAAGAUACUAGUACUCUACACAAACUAUUGCAGGCAUUGAAAACCUGACACAGUCUAGACAAGAUGGUGUUUCUAUUGUAAAAGAUUCAUAUGAAAAGAUAGUUAAUAGUGAAUAAUCAAGGUGAGGUACCAUGGGUAGUGAGGUUUGAUUUUGGUUUAGGUGUAUAUGUAUGUGCUCUUAGUAUCUUUCAAUGUUAUUUGUAACUUAUUUUUAUAAUAAAACUAUGAUUAAUGGAGAUUCUUAGUAUCUUUCAAUGUUAUUUGUAACUUAUUUUUAUAAUAAAACUAUGAUUAAUGUACUCUUACUUGCUUUAGCAUUCUUAUUUCUUGUGCUGCACCUGCGUCUUGGAUAACUUGGCACGCUUCGAGAGAUUAUAACUUUUGUUUUUGUAUGUGAAUGGAAAGCAAACUUUGUUAUUUGGGGGCUUUGCUGAUGUAUGAGAAUGGUGGCCAGAUUUUAAGUUUUAGUGGUAACCUUGGUUAUUCUUAUGUUGAACUCGUUGUGAAAAACUAAAUGAUGAUGCUGAUAGAGAUGAAGGUUCAUUCCAUAUGCAAAAUAAACUUCAGAGUUUCUUAGAGAGAAAUAUACUGUAAAAUGGAUUAUUCAUCAAAGUUUCAUAUCAUAUACCAUUAAGAAAAAUAAAGGAAUUUCUUAAUCCACUCAUAGGUGA
Vicia villosa (hairy vetch) is the source of this 5030-nucleotide messenger RNA. Its product is annotated as putative disease resistance RPP13-like protein 1. Gene Ontology annotation, biological process: defense response to other organism. Lineage: Eukaryota; Viridiplantae; Streptophyta; Magnoliopsida; Fabales; Fabaceae. The coding region runs from base 98 to 3850 and encodes 1250 amino acids. Gene Ontology annotation, molecular function: ADP binding. The transcript is spliced from 6 exons. The record is from RefSeq and is a predicted model, not a curated record.